Molecule: messenger RNA, 2805 nt
Organism: Periophthalmus magnuspinnatus
Lineage: Eukaryota; Metazoa; Chordata; Actinopteri; Gobiiformes; Gobiidae
Gene: klhdc8a
Product: kelch domain containing 8A
Exons: 9
Coding region: 441-1505 (354 amino acids)
Molecular function (GO): protein binding
Source: RefSeq, a predicted model, not a curated record
GUGCAGCGCUGGCGGGAAGAGAGAGCUCUGAGCGGUGCGCACUUGUCUUGCUUCCUCGCAUCUAUCCACCCAUCUUCUCAUCCUCGACUCCGCUCGCAUCUAAAAGGAGGACAGGCGAAGGACACGGCGCGGAGAGAGGAGCCCCAAACACCAACAAUUCAAGCAUAUCAAGUCCGUCUGUACACGGAGAAGGCAUUUUACAGCUCCAGUGAUGUUUGCAUCAUCCUAAAGGGCCCUGUGAGCAGCAGUAGCCUCUCCAGAGACUACGCUGAUGUAAACUAAUCCUGGACGUGUCCUGCUCCCCUCCUUCUGGGCUGCCCUCUGGGUCUACACUCACCACCUCUAUUUCUCUGUGGGCCUUAAUCAAAAAAUCCCCGACUGGAGCUUUUCCCCUGCCUGCUCGUGGUACGCCUCAGUGACUCCCUUGGGUGCUAAGGGCCAUGGCGGUGCCCUCGGCGCAGGAGUUCCACUGGCAGAGCCUGGCUCGCCUGUCCAGUGGGCGAGUCUACCACACCCUGACCGAGGUGGGGGGGCAGAUGUACAUGCUGGGGGGCUGUGAUGCUGCAGGACGGCCGUGUGGUGCACUAGAGCUCUACUCCCCUGAGGGCGACAAAUGGAUCAGUCUCCCCCAGAUGCCUACACCACGAGCGGGGGCGGCUGUGACUGUUCUUGGGAAGCAGAUCCUGGUGGUGGGGGGCGUGGGGGAGGACCAGAGACCCAUGAAGGUGGUGGAGAUGUACAACACAGAUGAAGGCCGGUGGAGGAAGAGGAGCGCCUUACGAGAGCCUCUCAUGGGCCUCUCCAUCGCAGUCAAAGAAAAUCGAGCCCUGGCCGUGGGGGGAAUGGGUGCAGACCUGCUGCCUCGUAGCAUCCUGCAGCAGUACGACCUUCGGAAGGAUGUGUGGGCCCUGCUCCCUCCCAUGCCCACGCCACGAUAUGAUGCUAAUACUAACCUGCUGGGAAGCAAGCUCUAUGUAGCAGGCGGGCGUCAGUGCAAAAGGCCAGUGAAGACCUUGGAGGUGUACGACACAGAGACACGUAGCUGGAGCACCCUGCCUGCACAGCCCUGUAAACGCUCCUAUGCAGGGGUGCUAUGGGACCCCAUGGGGAGGCUCUGUCUGCUGGGUGGACUGAGGCAGGGGGGAGGACACCAAAACUCCAAAUUCACCAAGAACGUCAACAUUUUUGACACCAACCAAGGUGUGUGGCUGAAGUCGGAGGAGACAGUGGCCAUGAAGACGAAGAGAGCUGAUUUUGUCGCAGCUUAUCUGCGCGGGCGAAUGAUAGUAGCUGGAGGCCUGGGUCAUGAACCUUCAGCGCUGGACACAGUUGAGGCCUUCCACCCGGAGCGAAAGAAGUGGGAGAGAUUGGCUCCUAUGACCUUCCCACGCUGCUCAGCUUCCUCCAUUGUCAUCAAAGAUCGCCUCCUGGUGGUGGGAGGCGUUAACCAGGUUCCGAGCGCUGCCCAUGAAAUUCUUUAUGUCAAAGAAGAGGAGAUCCUGUAAUAUGAUGUGAUGGCAGCCUGAUUGAAUCCAACCAGCGGCUUUCCUCUGUAUAUGUCCCCUAUACCUCUCCUGCAAUAUGAACAGCCUCACAGCUUAGAGAGGAGGGAGGUGUGCCAAUGCCAUGCCAUGUCACAGAUAACAGUGCCCCCUGCUGGGAAAUUCACUGAAGCACACUCAAGCACAAAGGAGGAGCUGGCUCUUUCUAUAUAGCUGUAAAAUGUAAGGUAACACUCCUGGAUUGUAUGUUGUAGUGCAUUCAUGGAGACUAUUUUGUAGCCUAUAGCUCUCAGCCUAUAGAGUUAUUAGCACAUAUGCAGCCCUCUCUGAUUUGUUCAUGUUUAUUUGUGAACCAUCUGCGUGCUGAAUUAGAGCCUCUCACCGCCAUAUUAAGAGGUUUCGUGAUAACUUCGCUCUCAAAUGCACAUUGCACACUGUUGAAUCACAGUUUUAUAGCUGAUAGAAUUCCUGGAUAGUACUAAGAAAUGUCCAAAAUAUUCUCAGAAAAUUCAAAUGAAAACAAUACAUUUAUUUAUAGAUUUUGUAAAAAGUUACAUGUGACUUUUGUUUUUUGUACUUGAUGCAUUAUGUUGAUAUUUUGCCAUGUAGCUGGGGUUAGCGUAUCAAACUGACGUGUGAUUUGUUGUUAUUUAAUUAUAUUUAUUGUGUAUAAGAACAUCAUUUAAAGCACACCUGCUUGUCUUCAUGAAGUUUUACUGGCAUAUUGCGGAACAUUCCAGGCAAAGGAAUAACACUGAUGCAUUGAGACAAAAUGUUAGACCUUCCAGCAGAAAAGUUACAUAGUAUAUCUUUUAAUGUGUGGCUGAUUUAUGAGACUUCCUCGUACCAUAACACCAUUUGUCCGAUGUUGCUGACAGUUAAUACGAUUCUUUGAUAUGCAUGAAAAUUUGAAAGUUAAAGUUUGCGCAGUUAGAAUUUAUAUAAGAUGCAUACUUUUGAAUAGUAUGGAAGAUGACUGUGAUGACAAAAAGAAAAAGAAGCAGCAGAAGAUGAAGUAAGCACAGUUUAAAUACAUAAGCAGCAUUUUGUGUAGUGCAAAAACUGUUACAUUUUUGUAUCUGUGACAAUCACUGUGCAAUUAAUGCCAUCCCUAAUUGUAAAACAAAACAAAAACAAAAAAAGCUACAAAAAAACAACUUGUGUAGGAACAGGUUGUUCUGCUAUGAUUCUGCAGCAAUACACUUUUCUAGUGCUGUGAAAUGUGCUGUGUAGUGCUAAAACGUCCAAGUCUCCCUCUACUGGGUAACUGUGGGCCUGAUAUUGUGGCACAGGAAGUAUAAGG